Pseudopipra pipra is the source of this 1656-nucleotide messenger RNA. Its product is annotated as parathyroid hormone 4-like. The transcript is spliced from 3 exons. Gene Ontology annotation, cellular component: extracellular region. Gene Ontology annotation, molecular function: hormone activity. Gene Ontology annotation, biological process: bone mineralization. Lineage: Eukaryota; Metazoa; Chordata; Aves; Passeriformes; Pipridae. The record is from RefSeq and is a predicted model, not a curated record. Bases 161 to 655 code for a protein of 164 amino acids.
GGGCACUCGGUGUCACUGCAGGAGACACAUUGUGCAGGUCAGGACUUCACUGGCAUCAAACAACACCAUCAGUGAGUAGGUGAAAGGAAGAUCAGAGGGAAAGAUUUCUGAUCCCACCAUCAGCUGCUGGUCCUGUGGAGUGGAUUUAAGAAGAGAGAAAAUGUUCCUGCCCCAGAGGUCUCUGCAGGCAGUUACAUUUUUGGCAAUUCUUUUUUUUGCCUGUUUUGCAAUGUGUCAAGAGAUUGAAAACAGAAGAGCAGUGACGGAGCACCAGCUCCUGCACGACAAAGGGAGGGCCUUCCAGGGGCUGAAGCGCCUGCUGUGGCUCCACAGCGCCCUGGGCACCGUGCACACAGCCAGCAGCAGGGACAUCCCACCUCCAAAUGCCACGUGGGAUGUGCAGAAGAGCCAAAAUCCCUCAGAUCUGCACAACAGCAUCGAUGGAGACGAGACUUCCAGCCUGAUGAAGCGGCUGCUGGAGCUGAGGGAAGCACAGGGAUUCCUCCCGUUAAAGCAGCUGGAUUUGAAGAGCCCAAAGGGGAACUGGAGCCCAAAGGGGAACUGGAACCCACAAGGCCUUUUUGAGCUGCUCCAAACCAAAGAGCUGGGCAGCAAGAGAAGUCCCAGCACGCAGCCACAGGACUAUUCCCGUUAGCCCUCAACUCCCCCGGGCUGUCCCUUGCUUUCCACAUGUGCUCUUGUAGGGAAAAGCUCCAGCACAAAGGUGAACUGCAAAAUAAAGAUAAUUAACUGCAUUUACACCUCCAGAUGUUGAUAGAGACCCUUAUAAGGAGCCAAGUUCUCUCCUGAGCAGCUGAGUGCUGUGACUGUGAGAUGGGUCACUUGUCACAGGCACUUCUCUUUUACAUCAGGGCCCUCCCUGUCUGUCCUGGAUAUCUUAGGGGUGCUGCAGCCUCUUGGAGCUCCUGUAGCCUACUCAGCAGGAAGUUUGGGUCAUUAAUGUGCAUAUUUGGAGGCUCACUGGAGCCUAAUGUUUUGACUCCUGAAGAAAGUUAUCUCCUAAUACAGGUUCUCUUUCAUUCCACCCCCGCCUGCAGUUCUGCCCUGCUCUAAUAAUGACUUUUCUUAUACUGUAGGUCCAAAGGGGUUUUUUCCCUGCUUCUUCAGUGUAAUGAAAGUUUUAAGCAUCUCAUCCCUCAGUUUGUCCUUCCUUUUGCCAGGUAAAAGUUGACAGUGAUCCUCACUCAGCCAAAGCCCUAAACAUUCACCUUGUUCUGCUGGUGGAAGGAUGAGAACCAGCUUCCAGGGUCUCUAUUUCAGCUUUUGUCCCAACACUUCCUUCCUUUUCUUUCCUCAUGUGAAAUCCUCUCCCAAGAGCUCCCACAGCAGCAGAAAACCAGCUUCAUGAGGCCACCUGCAUUUCCUGGAGUAGGUACCACAGGAUUUUGCUGUUCACCUUUGCCAUCAAACUGAUCAUCUCUGCCUAAGCAAAGCAAGAUCCAGUUUAAUUGUAAAAUCAGUCUUUCAGAAAUGAAAUCUCUUGUGUGUUACAAAUUUAUCAGCGUUUCCAUCGUGUAGGGACUCCACACCGUUUUAAAUCCUGAAAUUCCUCUGUUGCUGAUAGACUUCAACUGUGCAGAAUGUAUUUCUCAGUGAUUAAAAUGUUGAUAAUAAAAACCCUUUUCACCCUCUGAA